CUGCUUUCUACCUUCUUAUCCUUCUAUAUAUAAAUCAGUUAGUAACUACACUGGUCUUCACCAUUUGAAGAACAAAGACAUGCACAGAGUUAUCAGAGUUGAGCAUUCAAUUACUAUCAAGUAUCAACCAUGGAACCUAUGGUUCUGAACCUAACCAGCAUGAGAACUUCUUCAGAUGGAGCUUGGCAGGGUGAUAAUCCUCUGAACCAUGCCUUCCCAUUGUUGAUAGUUCAGACCACUCUGGUCCUCUUCAUCAGUCGCCUCUUAGCCUUCAUUCUCAAACCACUCCGCCAACCCAAGGUCAUUGCCGAGAUCUUAGGUGGGAUUUUGCUAGGACCUUCUGCACUUGGCCUGAUCAAAGAUUUCUCCCCCAUCAUAUUCCCUUCAUGGAGCACUCCCAUACUCGAAUCAGUAGCAAGCAUCGGCCUCCUCUUCUACCUAUUCCUCGUAGGCCUCGAGCUCGACUUGCGCUCCAUUCGCCGCAGUGGCAAAAGCGCCAUCACCAUAGCACUCGCAGGCAUUUCCCUCCCUUUCCUCAUCGCUGUAGGAGUCACAUUCCUCAUGCGCAAGGCCAUCAACGGUGAGAACAAAGUAGGUUACCCUCAGUUGUAAGAUCAAAUAUGGACAUAACACAUAUCAUCAUAAAGUAAUUGAUGAUUAGCUUAAUAUCAAUCCUAGUUUAACAUGGAUACAAA
Rosa chinensis is the source of this 695-nucleotide messenger RNA. Its product is annotated as cation/H(+) antiporter 20-like. The coding region runs from base 130 to 612 and encodes 160 amino acids. Gene Ontology annotation, biological process: proton transmembrane transport; regulation of pH. NCBI's taxonomy places the organism in Eukaryota, Viridiplantae, Streptophyta, Magnoliopsida, Rosales, Rosaceae. The record is from RefSeq and is a predicted model, not a curated record. Gene Ontology annotation, cellular component: membrane; endomembrane system. The transcript is spliced from 2 exons. Gene Ontology annotation, molecular function: antiporter activity.